Protomyces lactucae-debilis is the source of this 516-nucleotide messenger RNA. Its product is annotated as DNA-directed RNA polymerase II subunit RPB7. The record is from RefSeq and is a predicted model, not a curated record. Gene Ontology annotation, molecular function: translation initiation factor binding; single-stranded DNA binding; single-stranded RNA binding. Gene Ontology annotation, cellular component: P-body; RNA polymerase II, core complex. NCBI's taxonomy places the organism in Eukaryota, Fungi, Ascomycota, Taphrinomycetes, Taphrinales, Protomycetaceae. The coding region runs from base 1 to 516 and encodes 171 amino acids. Gene Ontology annotation, biological process: DNA-templated transcription; positive regulation of nuclear-transcribed mRNA poly(A) tail shortening; positive regulation of translational initiation. The transcript is spliced from 5 exons.
AUGUUUUACCUACUCGAGCUCACACACACCAUCAAGCUUCAUCCGUCCUUCUUUGGACCCAAUAUCCGGAAUUUCAUUCGGUCAAAACUGCUGGCAGAUGUUGAAGGCACCUGCGAUGGUCAAUACGGCUACAUCAUUUGUGUCCUCAAUUCAGAUUCGCUUGAUAUACCGCCUGGUAAGAUUAUUCAAGGUCAAGGCGUAGCGGAAUUCAGAGUUGCCUACCAAGCAAUUGUUUGGAAGCCAUUCAAGGGAGAAGUCGUGGAUGCUAUUGUCUCGGUUGUCAAUAAGAUGGGUUUCUUUGCUGAUGCAGGACCACUGUCUGUAUUUGUCUCGACUCAUCUUCUUCCGUCAGAACUCAAGUUUGAACCUACAGCGAAUCCACCAAACUACUCUGGCGAUGACAUGCAAGUUGAACGCGGCUCAAAAGUCCGGCUAAAGCUCGUUGGAACGCGUGUUGAUGCAACAGAGAUUUUCGCAAUCGGUACCAUGAAGGAAGACUAUUUGGGGGCGCUGUAA